This is a messenger RNA of Lycium ferocissimum, 1044 nucleotides long. RefSeq lists its product as uncharacterized. The record is from RefSeq and is a predicted model, not a curated record. Bases 30 to 938 code for a protein of 302 amino acids. Gene Ontology annotation, cellular component: chloroplast. NCBI's taxonomy places the organism in Eukaryota, Viridiplantae, Streptophyta, Magnoliopsida, Solanales, Solanaceae. The transcript has 5 exons.
UGGCUAGUUAUCAUGGGGAAACAAACGAGAUGAGCCUUUCUUCUAUUCUUCUUCCUUCUCUUCCUACCAAUUACAAGCUUUACUCCUUCAACAACAUUAAUAAUAUCAAUGGCUUCUCCUCCUCAUCAAAGUCUAUUUCCAUUCAUCAACCCCGUAGAUUCUCCUUCCAAGUUGUCAAUGACUCCAAUAGAACAGAGUUAUCUACUGAAGAUGCAACAGCAAUGGAAAAAUCAGAUGGUGAUAAACUGGUAGAUGAAAUGGAUUUUGGGGAACUUUGCGAUGAAUUUGAAUGCAUUAGCAGCCCUUCUGUUGAAGCUACUGCUAGGCAACUUGUUAGAGAUAUUCUUGAGCUUCGUGAAGGCAAUCGUGCCCUUGGUACCUUUGCUGUGUCUGUCAAGUACAAGGAUCCAGUCAGAAGUUUCACGGGGCGAGAGAAGUACAAGAGACCACUGUGGAUAACUGACGCACUACAGAAUCCUAAACCGAGUGUGCAAGAAAUGGUGAUGUUAUCAACAAGUGUGUUGAAUAUUAAGUGGACAAUAAAAGGAAAACCGAAGUCUUUGCUUGCUAGCAUAGGAGGGGGUCUGAUCAUCAAAGUGAACUCAAGAUUCACUUUGAAUCAAAUUAGUGGGCAAGUAGUUGAGCAUGAAGAGCAGUGGGAUAUAUCAGGAUCAUCCAUCAUUGCUCAAGCUUAUUUCUGGGCAUCGCGACGACUCUUUGCCACUGUUGAAGCUGGAAAAGAUGUUGCUGAUUUUGUCAAGGACUUGAAUUCUAAAUCUGCUGAAGAGAAUAAGGACAUGGAUGUCUAUCCUGACCCUUAUGGUGAUCCAGCAAAGUUCUUUCAAAGGGAUGACAGCUUUCAGAGGGAUUUUUACCAAAUUGCAUUGCUCCUGGCAGUCAUAUAUUUUGUUGUACAGUUCUUGAGGACAACUUUAUGAGACCAUUCCCCGAAUUGCUAUAAGCUUUGUAUAAUUGUAAUUAUUAAUUGAUGUUUGUAUCUAAAUACAUACUUGAGGAAUAUAUCAUAUCAAAUUUUAUUGUGUC